AUCGACGCCAAAGAAUAUUAUUAUUCCCAUUAUACCCUUUUCCCCAAUUCCACGCCAAUAAUAGUAAUGGUAAAUUAGUAAAGCGGGCGUAGUCAUGCCUCUAUCCGACCACUGACUAAGCAAAGACCAACGCCACUAUAAAACUCCGGCAGCCGCCCCGCCACGCCACCAUCAAACAUGGCUUCCAUCGGAUUUCAGCCGCUCGACGAGAAGUUACUGGUGGAGUACAUGAAGGCGACUCCAUCUCUCGCCGCCAGGCUUGGCAACCACUUCGAUAAGCUUGAAAUCAAGGAAGUCGGCGACGGAAAUCUCAACUUCGUCUACAUUGUUAGUGGACCCUCGGGAUCUAUCGUCAUCAAGCAGGCUCUUCCAUACAUUCGUUGUAUAGGGGAAUCAUGGCCCAUGACUAAAGAACGUGCCUAUUUUGAAGCGUCAGUUUUACAAGAACAUGGUCGCUUGUGUCCGAAUCAUGUUCCUGAGGUUUACCACUUUGACAGGACAAUGUGUUUGAUUGGUAUGCGUUACAUUGAACCACCUCAUAUUAUCUUAAGAAAAGGACUGAUUGCUGGGAUGGAGUAUCCGUUGCUUGCUGACCAUAUUUCGGAAUAUAUGGCAAGGACACUCUUUUAUACCUCCCUACUGUAUCAGACCACUACCGAUCACAAAAGUGCUGUCGCUAAAUUUUGUGGAAAUGUGGAGUUAUGCAGACUUACUGAACAAGUUGUGUUUUCUGACCCAUACAAAGUGUCUGAAUACAACCGUUGGACGACUCCUUACCUUGAUGCUGAUGCUGAGGCGGUUCGGGAGGAUAACAUUUUGAAACUUGAAGUUGCUGAGCUGAAAUCUAAUUUCUGUGAAAGAGCCCAAGCUCUGUUACAUGGUGAUCUCCAUACUGGUUCAAUCAUGGUUACUCCUGAUUCAACUCAAGUGAUAGAUCCUGAAUUUGGUUUCUAUGGGCCUAUGGGAUAUGAUAUUGGAGCCUUUAUUGGAAACCUGAUUUUAGCUUAUUUUUCACAAGAUGGACAUGAAGAAAAGGAGGAGGAUCGUAAAUCAUAUAAGAAGUGGAUCUUGAAGACAAUAUUAGAUACUUGGAACCUCUUCCACACAAAGUUCACUGCUCUUUGGGAUAAACACAAGGAUGGUUCUGGUGAUGCUUAUCUUCCUGCAAUUUAUAACAAUCCAGAACUCCAGUUGCUGGUAAAGCAAAAAUAUAUGGACAAUCUUUUCCAUGAUGCUCUCGGAUUUGGUGCUGCUAAAAUGAUAAGGAGAAUUGUUGGUGUGGCUCAUGUUGAAGAUUUUGAAUCUAUUAAAGAGGCCGGUAAGCGUGCCGAAUGUGAGCGCAAAGCUCUGAACUUUGCUAAGACCCUUCUGAAGGAAAGGAGAAACUUCCACAAAAUAAAUGAAGUUGUUUCUGCAAUUGAGGAUCUCGACACAUAAGAUAUCUGUUCAAGGUAAACUAAACAAGUUUUCAUUUAUUUUUAGUAAUUUCCUGGAUAAUUAAUGCUUCGUGCCUAGCCACGUUCUCAAAUAUUCAGGAUGGUUUAUAAUGUAAUCUAUUGUGUAUCGUAAUGUUUGAGAUUGCUUAUAGCUACCUGUCCGGACAAAGGUGUGAAAAUAAAUAAGUUCUAGUUUCUACUUA
Molecule: messenger RNA, 1639 nt
Organism: Salvia miltiorrhiza (redroot sage)
Lineage: Eukaryota; Viridiplantae; Streptophyta; Magnoliopsida; Lamiales; Lamiaceae
Product: methylthioribose kinase 1
Exons: 6
Coding region: 178-1437 (419 amino acids)
Molecular function (GO): S-methyl-5-thioribose kinase activity
Source: RefSeq, a predicted model, not a curated record